AUGACACCGCCCGACGAGACGUUUGGAACCGCAGCGCGUGGGAGACGACGAUCGCAUCAUGCCUGCCUCACCUGCCGGUCUGUCGCGCCCGUGUUGAUGCCUCCACGGACCAUGGCCCUCCAUGUCCCGCUGAACAUUGAACCCGUCCCGCUGACCUUUUCGACGACGCAGGAGAAAAAAGGUUCGCUGUCCCGCCGAGAAGCCCGCCUGCUCCAGCUGCGUCCGCCUCAAGCAGACGUGCUCCUAUCCGCCCGCAGCCAAGGCGGCUCGAAGUGGCCGAUCGGUUCCCAAAGGCCCAGCCAGUCUUCGAGCCAAGAGCAACCGCCCGACGAUGUCUCCAGCUUCUCUGAAAAGUCCCUCUCGGCGACGCCCCCGGCGCGAGAGAACCAACACGCCUAUGCCUUUGGCGGCCUCGCCUUGUCGACGCCCUUCGAAGCGGAACUCUCCAAGCUGCGACCGAGCCCGUCCGACAUUGCCCUCGGCAUCCGCCUCUACUUUGAGUUUUGCCAUCGGCAGCCCAUUUGGUGCUUCGAGCGAGAUGAGGUUAGCGACAUCGGCUCCCUUACUGACGAGCUUGCUUGCAGCAUCCUGGCUGUCACGUCGCGCUUCUCGCGGAGACGAGACGAGCUGCAGGUCUACGGCGACAACGCCAGAAGCAUGAUCAUGGCCCGCGUGGCCAACGGCUCCGUCGGUCUUGCCACCAUAGAGAGCCUGUGCAUCCUGUGUUAUUCGUCAUUUAUAGACGGAAACGUGCAUCUCGGCCAGUUUCACCUCGGACUGGCCCUGCAACUGUGCCGGUCGGCCAUGCUGGACCUGGACGCGGGAUACGCCAUGGACGACCUCACGUCGGAGCGCAAGAAGAGAGUCUUUUGGAGUCUGCAGGUCCUGGACCAGUACCACGGCCGCCAGACGGGAAUCCUCAGCGCGCCGACAGAGAUAUGGCGGCAGUCGCACGGCUCGGGCGGCGUCGAGCAUCGCCAUCACAUGGAGCUGGACGCCAAAGUGCCGCCCCUGCCGCUCGACGAUCUCGGCCACACGGUCCCGAGCGAGCCUGGCAUCUGGAAUACAAGCGUCCAUCUCGGCUGGGUCUGGAGCCGCGUGCGGAAAUACGUGUCGGACUGCGCGCACGGCAUCUUCCGCGAGCCCUGGCGGCGCGACUCCAUGUAUGCCACGGUCCUGUCCGACUUCAUGGAGGCCGAGAACAGGAUCCCCAUGUGCCACAGGUACGACUCUGUCAAGUUUUACGAGCGCAAGAUGGAGGACAUCAAGAUGAACCGCGACUACUGGGCGACGUGGCUCAAGGAGCAGUUUACGUACCACGCCAUCCCGACCGUCCUCAACCACCCGUUCCUCUACAUCGUGGGCGCGCAGCACAACGCGAACCUGGCGAUUCCCAACACCUUUUGGCGGCGGUCGUCGGAGCUGGCGCUCAUACACUCGACGUGGAUCGUGCGCAUGAUUGACAUGGUGCUGGACAAGCAGGUGCCCCUGACGGAUCCCUUCUUCGGCCACAUUGCCGCCAUCGCCGCCACCGUGCAUCUGUACUAUUGCUGCGCGGCGGCGGCCAAGCUGAAGCACAAGUCCAACGCCGACUUUGCCAAGUGCAGGCGCUUCCUCAAGGGCUUCAUCCCCUUUUCGCCGGCGUGCCGGGCCCUGGACCAAAACCUGGACAAGAUGACCCGGAUCGCCGCCGGCUCCGAGACAAACGACGUCGAGGACUGGAUGCCGUCCCGCAUCUACCUCAGCGUGCCGCUCAUGUGGAACAUUCUGCAGUUCAACUGCACGGCCGACUCGAGGGAGUUUCCGCACACGGGCCUGCUGGACGCGUCGCUGGCCCUCACCGUCGCCCGCGAAGACGACGACGAGGCCACGACGCUCGACAUCAUCGUGGCCACGUCGCCCGAGAUCACCGUCAACACGGCCGACGGCGGCCAGGACGCGCCCACUCUGCCGUUCAAGGGCACCGUCAACUCGUCGCCCAGCUCGUCGGCCGAGACGGCCUUUAACGAGAUUUCGGCCGAGCAGGCGGAUAGUCUCACUUUCAACACGACGCCGUGGCUGUAUGCCGACCCGUCGCAGUUUGACUCCAUGACGGACCUUGUCUAUCACGACGCGCGGCCGAGCAUGGGCGGCAGCAGGGGCAGGGCGUGGUGGGAGGGGGGGGAUAUGGACGACAGUAUCUUCAGUCACAUUUAG
Metarhizium brunneum ARSEF 3297 is the source of this 2196-nucleotide messenger RNA. NCBI's taxonomy places the organism in Eukaryota, Fungi, Ascomycota, Sordariomycetes, Hypocreales, Clavicipitaceae. The record is from RefSeq and is a predicted model, not a curated record.